Molecule: messenger RNA, 1818 nt
Organism: Halteromyces radiatus
Lineage: Eukaryota; Fungi; Mucoromycota; Mucoromycetes; Mucorales; Cunninghamellaceae
Product: P-loop containing nucleoside triphosphate hydrolase protein
Exons: 2
Coding region: 1-1818 (605 amino acids)
Cellular component (GO): mitochondrion
Molecular function (GO): ATP binding; nucleic acid binding
Source: RefSeq, a predicted model, not a curated record
AUGUUCUCUACUCAAGCCGUUCGAUAUUCUCCUCCUUCUUCUUCUUCUGCAGCUAUUAUGACAGAUCAACAGGACUCAACUGAAAGCAAUGAAACUCCUCAGGAUAAAGUUACUAAACGAUUUGAUCAAUUGGAAGCUAUUCAUCCUUACACUCAAAAAGCUAUUGCAAGAGUAUUCAAGUACGAAGAAAUGUCUGUUGUACAAGAUGCUGUUCUGUCUCGACUUCCUAAUGGAAAUGAUAUGUUCGUCAAGGCAAAGACAGGAACUGGCAAGACCCUGGCAUUUUUGAUAGCGGCAUUAGAAACUGCGUUGGACGGUAAAUCAAGAAAGGAUCUUCAAAAUUGUGAUGGUACAUCUAUUCUAGUUAUUUCUCCUACUCGUGAAUUAGCCUAUCAGAUUGCUGAAGAAGCCAAAAAAUUAACAAGAUUUUUUCCAUUUGGUGUUCACUGUUUGGUGGGUGGUGACUCGAAACGAAGACAAAUUCAUAAUUUGGAACGUGGACGGUGUGAUAUUGUGGUGGCUACUCCUGGACGUUUAAAUGAUAUGUUAUCAUCCGUACGACAUUUGAAAAACGCCUGUGAAAAUCUCAAAGUGCUUGUUUUGGAUGAAGCUGAUCAAUUGUUGGAUAUGGGAUUCAAGCAAGAAUUGAAACAAAUCUUGGCUCAGUUACCUGAUGAACGUCAAACCAUGUUAUUCUCUGCUACCAUCUCUAAAGAUAUUCGUAAAAAUCUCGGUGAUUUUGCUCUUUCUUCUCAACAUGAUCUUAUCGACACUGUUGGAAAGGAUGAAGUCAAUACACAUUUACAUGUCAAACAAUCUGCUUUGGUCACUCCCUAUCAAGGACAAUUACAACUGUUACAACACCUACUCUCCAACUAUGAAGCUGCUAACGCUGGAAAAGUCAUUGUCUUCUUACCUACCACCAAACAAACCAUGGUUUAUGCUCAACUUUUCAAAUACCUUUUACCCAAUCGUGUUGUCCAUGAAAUCCAUUCCCGCAAGUCUCAAGAUCAACGUUCCCGUAUUGCCAAUAAAUUCCGCAAUAGUAAAGGUGGUAUUUUAUUUACAUCUGAUGUAUCUGCUCGUGGUGUAGAUUAUCCUGGUGUCAGUCUUGUCGUUCAAGUUGGUAUCCCUUCCACAAGAGAACAAUAUAUUCAUCGUUUAGGUCGUACUGGUCGUGCUGGUCGUGAAGGCGAAGGUAUCAUUGUUGUUGCUCCAUUUGAAAAAGAAUUUUUGAAAAAGGACAUUGGUGAUUUACCUAUUCAAAAAUUGGAACCUCCUGCUUUGGAUGAAAAACAAGUGACCGUUAAUGAACGUGCUAUCGACUAUGCUUUGAAAUCAUUGGAUGAUGAAAUGAUUCGUGAAGUAUAUACUGGUUAUCUCGGAUACUACUCUAGCCGUAUGCCUCAACUUGGAAAGUAUCGUGCUGAAGCUCUUGAUGAAGCCAAGCUUUUCUUAGAAGGUAUAGGCAUCACUGAUAUUCCUCAUCUCUCACAAAGAUUCUUACAACAACUUGGACUGGACGAUCGUGCUCCUCGCUCUCCAUUUACUGAUCGACGAAAGCGAUUUGGUGAUCAACGAAAUCGAUUCGAUGACCGACGAAAUAGAUUUGAUGAUCAACGCAAUCGUUUUGGUGAUAGACGAAGCAAUGAUAGAUUCGAUGACCGUCGACGCCCUGAUAGAUUUGAUGAUCGUCGAAAUGACAGAUUCAAUGAUAGACGCAAUGAUAGAUUUGGUGAUAGACGACAAAGAGAAGACAGUUUUGGUGACCGAAGAUAUCGAUCAAGCAACAAAAAAGAUAAUGACGACUUCUUUUAG